This is a messenger RNA of Vicia villosa (hairy vetch), 2402 nucleotides long. RefSeq names its product primary amine oxidase-like. The record is from RefSeq and is a predicted model, not a curated record. Gene Ontology annotation, molecular function: copper ion binding; primary methylamine oxidase activity; quinone binding. Gene Ontology annotation, biological process: amine metabolic process. The transcript is spliced from 5 exons. The coding region runs from base 45 to 2054 and encodes 669 amino acids. Lineage: Eukaryota; Viridiplantae; Streptophyta; Magnoliopsida; Fabales; Fabaceae.
GAAGCUAGCUAGAACAUAGUUUCCUUCCACUUUCCACCACCACCAUGAAAUUUGAUCUUCUCUCUAUUCUUGCGUUAAUCUUCUCACUCCAAGCAGUUGUAUCUCUUACACCAUUGCAUUUUCAACACCCACUUGACCCUUUAACCAAACAAGAAUUUCUAGAAGUUCAAACCAUAAUCCGAAACAAAUAUCCCAUCUCAAACAACAAACUAGCUUUCCACUAUAUUGGCCUCGAUGACCCUGAAAAAGAUAUUGUCUUAAAAUAUGAAACACAAUCAACUCAUGUAACAAUUCCACGUAAAUCUUUUGUCAUUGCUAUCAUCCAUAGGAAAAUCCAUGAAAUAGUAAUUGAUUUAAGGUUGAGAAGCAUUGUCUCUGACAGUGUUUAUAAGGGAUAUGGUUUCCCUAUCUUAUCCGCUGAUGAACAAUCCCUAGCAAUAGAGCUUCCAUUUAAAUAUCCACCUUUUAUUGCUUCAGUUUACAAGAGAGGAUUGAAUCUCUCAGAGGUGUUGUGUUCUAGUUUUACUAUUGGAUGGUUCGGUGAAGAGAAGAAUAGAAGAACUGUGAGUAUAAAUUGUUUCAUGAAAGAAAGUACUGUGAAUUUCUACGCUAGACCAAUUAGUGGAAUCACAAUAGUUGCUGAUCUUGAUCUUAUGAAAAUUGUUGAGUAUCAUGAUAGAGAUAUUGAAGCAGUGCCAACAGCUGAGAACACAGAAUACCAAGUUUCAAAGCAGAGCCCACCAUUUGGACCGAAACAACACAGUCUCAUUAGUCAUCAACCACAAGGUCCAGGCUUCCAGAUCAACGGCCAUAGUGUUAGCUGGGCCAAUUGGAAGUUUCAUAUAGGAUUUGAUGUACGAGCGGGUAUUGUUAUAUCACUUGCUUCUGUUUACGAUCUUGACAAGCAUAAGUAUCGUCGUGUUCUAUACAAAGGCUACAUUUCUGAACUUUUUGUACCUUAUCAAGAUCCAACUGAAGAAUUUUACUUUAAAACCUUCUUUGAUUCUGGAGAGUUUGGAUUUGGUCUGUCUACGGUGUCCUUGAUACCAAAUCGUGAUUGUCCACCGCAUGCACAGUUCAUUGAUACAUACAUUCACUCAGCUGAUGGUACCCCAAUCUUGUUGAAGAAUGCAAUUUGUGUUUUUGAACAGUAUGGAAAUAUCAUGUGGCGUCACACUGAAGUUGACAUUCCUAAUGAAUUCAUUGAAGAAUCUAGAACAGAAGUGAACUUGAUCGUAAGAACAAUAGCGACUGUGGGAAACUAUGACAGUGUUAUGGAUUGGGAGUUCAAAGCAAGUGGCUCCAUCAAGCCAGCGAUAGCUCUAUCGGGUAUGAUUGAAAUUAAGGGAACAAAUAUUAAGCACACAGAUGAGAUUAAGGAAGAUAUACAUGGUAAACUAGUGUCAGCAAACUGCAUUGGAAUUUACCAUGACCAUUUCUAUAUAUACUAUCUUGAUUUUGAUAUUGAUGGUACACACAACUCACUUGAGAAAACAAGUUUGAAGACUGUAAGAAUCACAGAUGGAAGUUCAAAGAGAAAGAGUUAUUGGACUACUGAGACUCAAACUGCUAAGACUGAAUCAGAUGCAAAAAUCACAGUUGGACUUGCACCAGCUGAACUUGUUGUGGUUAAUCCAAACAUAAAAACCGCUGUUGGAAACGAAGUCGGUUAUCGUUUGAUUCCAGCAAUUCCAGCUCAUCCAUUGUUAACAGAAGAUGAUUAUCCACAAAUACGCGGUGCAUUUACAAAUUAUAAUGUUUGGGUGACACCAUAUAAUAGAACUGAGAAAUGGGCUGGUGGACUCUAUGUUGAUCAUAGUCGUGGCGAUGAUACUUUGGCUGUUUGGACUAAACAGAAUAGAGAGAUUGAGAACAAGGACAUAGUGAUGUGGCAUGUAGUGGGAAUUCAUCAUGUUCCAGCACAGGAAGAUUUCCCCAUAAUGCCAUUAUUGAGCACUUCAUUUGAGCUGAGGCCAACCAAUUUCUUUGAGAGGAAUCCAGUUCUUAAAACACUUUCACCAAGAGAUGUUGCAUGGCCUGGUUGCUCCAAUUAAAACUAUCCAGCUUUGUUGAAAUUUAAUUAGUAAUUUUGGUUUUAAAUAAAUUCUAAUUAUUAGGGAGUAAUUACUAUGAGUUAUUUGAGCAAUAUUUUUGUUUUAGUUUUUUUGUCAAGAAGUCUAAUGACUGAAAUUUAUCUUUUAAAGGUGAAUAAGUAAAAUGUCACAGAUUCGAACUCGCGUUUCUGCAUCUGAUGUUCUUGCACAACUAUCAACUGAGUUGGUUGAAUGAAACUUUGUUUUAGUUAUUAUGAUUCACAUUAUAAAAUGUGGUAGUGGGUGAUUAUUUUAUUUCGUAUGUAAAAGGCUAAACAUGUUUGUAGUUUGACUCAUUCAAUUAAUUCA